Molecule: messenger RNA, 3210 nt
Organism: Symbiodinium sp. CCMP2592
Lineage: Eukaryota; Dinophyceae; Suessiales; Symbiodiniaceae
Source: the annotation of a GenBank genome assembly
AUGGGCUUGCCAGGAUAUGCUGAUGAGCACAUCCGCCUACAUGUGCAAAUGACGGUGAGAUCUGCUCGAUGCCCCGAUCCUAGCAUAUUCCGUGUGCAGGGAACCCCCUGGCGCUGCCUUCGGCAGCUGCAGCUGGAAGCCUUGAGGCUAACUGGCUGGCAGCAGGCAGCCAGGCUGCUUCCAAAGACGGACUUUGCCACGGAUGCCGGUUCGGCCGUGUCUGCUGAAGAUCUCUACUCAGCUUCCACCUACAAUGCGGGGAGGUUGGAGCUGGAGUUGUGUCCGCCUUGCGAUUCUGGCGACAUGCUUUGCAGCUGGCUGAACCCAGCUGUGCGGCAUGUUCAGCGGCUUUGGCGUGCAAAGCUCCGCUUCAGGCUACGUGCUGACAUCCAGGACCUGCUGGGAACGUUCAAGCUCAUGGCGGAGGCGCGGCAGGCUCACUUCGUCAAUGCGGACAUCUUAGCAGGCCGGGGCGGCCGCGCCGCCGAAGCCUAUCCGCUCGCUCUGGCAGCCGCCGCCACUGGAUACCUGCCACAGGCCACUGCACGGACCUGGUUCCGAAGCCUUAGCCGACGAGCGGCUGUGUUCUGCCUGCGCGCCGGGGCCGUGUACUUGCAAGCUUUGUGCGGCUUGAACUGCCUCUUUCACUACCUUCCGGCUCUUCAGGAGCUGACACGCAGCUUCUUGAAGAAGCUUGGCCUAGCGUUCCCUUGGUUUCAGGACCCUGCACACAUGCAGCAUGGCUGCGUCCUUGCCCAAGCUGCAGCAGAGAGCCACGUGAAGAGGUCCCGGAAGCAGUCGCACUUUCCACCGUUUGAAACGGAGGUCUGGAGCGCUGUAAUGAUCUGGGCACUGCAGGGCAUCGAUGAUGCCUUCUCAGCUCUUGAAAGACAUUUUUCAGAUGAUCGGCUUCGGAAGCGUUUCGAGGAUCUUCCCCGGCUAGCCGAAAUUUUGCACAAGGCUUUGAAUUCAAUUCGGUCCGCGGUGGGCCCACAGUUAGUCUGUGCCUCCUAUGCCGCCGAUGAUGCAGCCGUUUCGAUUUUGCAUGUCUUAAGACCCGGGGAGAACUUCGGCAACCUCCUGCGCACGGGCUCGGAGUUCUUUGGCAUGGAGCACGCCCAGCUCCUGCUGUCAAGCAAUCAAGAUGGCUUCGGAGAGCCGGUCCAGCCCGAAGAGGUCAUGGAAACCCUCGGACAAGAGGGGAUCUUCCUCUCGGUUCUUGUACGGCCCUACUCGCCCGACCUGUCCAGCUUGGAGCAUCAGAUCUCUGAGGUGGCAAAGGUGGUCGGCUCCAACUUCUCACUUCAACGAGCGGAGCAUGUUUUGCACCUCUGGUCAGAGUGCGAGGCCACCGCAGGACAAGCAGGCUCUUGCUCCUGCCGCAUCCUUCUGCCGGAGCACGGGCUCUAUUCCAAGGAGUGUCAGUACUAUCACAUGUACUUGGAACGCAGCUCCAGUAUGCUGACCCUUCGUUGCAACAGCCGGGCCUUCAUUGCGUGGGUGCGUGAGAGCUACGGAGGCCUGGGUGGCGACCUCGGUGGCGGUGCAGAGGCAGAUGCUCCGGAGGCACCAGAAGCAUCGUCGCUGAUGUCGGAGAUUCAGGCGAUGCAAGGACAGGUUGAUGGUUGGCUGAAGUCGCGGUGGGCCGCGAAUCUGCGAUCGCGCUCCUGCUGCAGCUUUGGGUCACUGCCCGGGUUGCAGACGUCACGGCGUGGCGCUGUGCAAAACGUGGAAGAGACAUCUGCUUUGUCGGGCCAAUCCGGAGCCAGCUCUUCCUCUGACUCCGUGGCCUCGAAGCAAUUGGCCAAGGUUGAAGGUCUUUCGGAGUCGCCUCCAAAGCGCUCGGAGCUUCGCGACUUCUUCGGGGGAUCGGCAAGCUGGGGAAUGGAACAGGAAGGAGGCAGUGGCGGCAGCAGCGGGAGCAGCUCUGACCCGUUUCGCAAACAGGUGGAGCAAACGUCUGGCGAAGAGGAGUCGCCAGACGAGAGGACUCGGCAGCUCUCGCAACAAUACUUUGCACCCGAGGUCCUUCGGCCCGCUACGAUCGGAGCUGCAGCCUGUGCCACGGCAUUGAUGACCAUUCCGCCACAUACCGCACGAGUGGUGAGUCAAGUCCUGGCCACCGUUGGCGACGGCAGGGUGAUGAUUGCGUCGGGCCUGAACUCCAUGGUCAGCUCCUAUGUUGCUGGCCUCUCUGGGGGUCUCGUUGGUGCGGCCGUGGGUGGCGCAGCUGGGCCAUUGGGAGCGGUGGUGGGCUCUGUAGUCGGAGCGACGGCGGGUGGCGAGAGUGCCAAGUGGAUGGCUGCACAAUCGCAGAUCGUCGAUUUCAAUCACAUGAAGCAUUUCCGGUUUUAUACUUCGGCGGCCGAUGGCCACCAGUAUCUGUCGCACAGGGCCACCGUCCAAGCACCCGGAGCCGAACUGCUGGUUCUCAUCGUCUUAGUGCAGGCAGGGACCAACGGGGUGCGAAAUCUCUGGAGCUAUGCAAAUGGGCAGAUGUCUGGCCAAGACAUGGCUAUGGCCUUCGGCAGAGACCUGCGCGACGGUGUUAUUGUGUCAACCUCGGCGCAGGUGGUGUUGAAGGCGCUGCAAUGGGGCCAGGGCCACGCAGCCGGCUCGUGGAUUGCUUCGUUGAGCGCGACGACACUGAGCCAGCCGGUGCCGGUCCUGAUGGCCGUCUUGACCGGGGGCCUCCUUGCCUCGCAAUGCCUUCGCUACUCCAUGGGGACCAUCUCACUGGAGCAGCUGCGUGCCAACUCCGUCCUCGCUGCCACAGUGUCUGGAGCAGGCAUUGCCACGAACGUGGCCUGUAUCGGGCUCCACCUGCCGUUUGUCAGCUGCGCCUUGCUUACCUGCACUGCCAGUAACCUGGCCGGUUUGUGGGCUUACGAGGCCUGGAGAGCAGGAAAGCAGGAUGCUUUGGAGGAUAAGCUGCUGGCCCUAGCCCGGGACGUCUUUGGGGUUGGGCCUGGGCACACACAGCGGAGCUUGGACCGGCGCUGGCGCGUGCUGGCGCGAAUGGCUCACCCGGACAAGAAUCGUCGUCGCGAUGCCAAGACCACCUUUGCUCUGCUGCGGCUCUGCAAAGAGGUGCUCGAGAUGCGGGCAGCAGGCAGCAGAGUCCGAGAACCGGCUCUGUAUGAGUCCUUCGCCAGCCUCUCGCAGCAGCUUCCGACAUGGCUGAGGGAUGCCUGCAGAGUGCGAACUUGA